Molecule: messenger RNA, 942 nt
Organism: Nematocida minor
Lineage: Eukaryota; Fungi; Microsporidia
Exons: 1
Coding region: 1-942 (313 amino acids)
Molecular function (GO): protein binding
Source: RefSeq, a predicted model, not a curated record
AUGGAAGGCAGGCUUCUGUAUGAUGGCUGCGCUGCCAUAGAAGAACGCGUGCGGAUAGCACUGCACAGCACAGACUCUGCGGUGGAAGAGUAUUUAGCCAGAGUGGCUGGCUACAGGGAGAUUUCUCUGCUGGGCACCAGAAAGAAAGAGCUGCCACAGCACCCGCAUGCUAUAUGCUUGAAAGAGAAUAAAAUGUACAUUGGCACAUGGGAGGGCGAUGUGUUUGUCUACGAGGAUUAUGUGUACCGCGAGAGAUUCAGAGUAGCAGAGAGCAGAGUAGUGAAAAUAGAGGAGUACAGGGAGGGAGUGCUUAUAGUGCAUGCGAAUGGCACUAUUUCCUACGUAGAGAAUAAGAAGGGGGCAGUGCACAAAGUAGAGGGAUACAUGAAUGGUGUAAUGCAUCCGUACAAUCCCUGGCUUAUAUCGCAGACUGAGACGAGCAUGCACGUAUUUGACUUCAGCCAUGGUAAGGGCAUUUUCAGUGGGUUUAGCAAGGAUCUUUCCGUCUUUGCUGUGCAUCCUGCGGGCUCUUGUCUUCUCGCAGCACAGAAGACUGCAAGGCUGAUAGACCUGCGGACCAUGGAGAGCAGUGUAGAGAUGGAGAAUGUGUUAGAGAUGAAGUGCGGGCUGUUUCACUCAUCGUCCGUUGAGAUGGUAGUUUCAGCGAAAAAGAGAAUAAAAAAUAUAGACAUACGGACACUGACGCACAUAAACCAAAUAAAAACAAAAACAAGUGCAACUGUCCUGCAGGAGUACAAACACAGCGUAUUUUACUCAGGGCCUGAGCUGUACGUAAGAAGUGUGUGCCCAGUCACAGGCAAGUCGCUCUUUGUGCUUGAGAAGACAGCGAAGUACAUGGCAGCAAAUAGCACAGACCUAGCCAUUGUAGGAGCAGAGAGGGUGGUAGAUAUUAUAGGUCUAGGGUCAAAAGAGACUGGCUAA